Messenger RNA from Eremothecium sinecaudum, 1677 nucleotides. It is a transcript of the gene ERO1, whose product is annotated as ER oxidoreductin. Gene Ontology annotation, molecular function: protein-disulfide reductase activity; thiol oxidase activity; FAD binding. Lineage: Eukaryota; Fungi; Ascomycota; Saccharomycetes; Saccharomycetales; Saccharomycetaceae. The transcript has a single exon. Gene Ontology annotation, biological process: protein folding in endoplasmic reticulum. The coding region runs from base 1 to 1677 and encodes 558 amino acids. The record is from RefSeq and is a predicted model, not a curated record. Gene Ontology annotation, cellular component: endoplasmic reticulum; endoplasmic reticulum membrane.
AUGAGGAUUCUUAAUCUUGCUUUGAUUGCCUUCUCUAUUCCGUUUGGGUUAGGGUUAGCUGAUAAUGAUACAAUUAAUGAAGUUACGAAUGAUACGGUUCAUAAUGAGGUAAACUUCUGUAAAAUGGAUAAGGGCCAGAUGAUUGGUUCUACCUGUGAUCUAACUUUCCAUAACAUCAAUGACAUAAAUGCCCAAAUAAGGGAUGAUUUGAAGAAACUUGUACAUACAGAUUUCUUCAGGUACUUUAAAUUGGACUUAUACACCCAUUGUCCAUUCUGGGACAAUAAUAAUGGAUUCUGUAUGAAUAGGGCAUGUGCAGUUGAUAUUGUUGAAGAUUGGAGCAGCCUUCCUGAGAUGUGGCAGCCAGAUGCCCUUGGAGGUUUAGAAGGGGAGCAGGUGCAGCCAAAGAUGGAGGAAGAUGAGAGUUGUGCCUUUUUGAAUUCCUUAUGUGGUGACAAAAAUCCAAAGGAGCCAAUUGAUAUAGAAUAUUGUGAUGUCAAGGAUUACGCCAAGGAAGGUUCCGUUCUUGUUGAUCUUACUGCCAACCCAGAGAGGUUUACUGGAUAUGGUGGUGAGCAGUCGGCGCAGAUAUGGUCUGCAAUCUAUAAGGAAAACUGCUUUACGCUUGGUGAAAGGGGGUUGUGUUUAGCUAAGGAUGUAUUUUAUCGGUUAAUUUCGGGUUUACAUGCGUCCAUUGCUACUCACUUGUCUAAUGAUUUCCUCAACACUACUACUGGAGAAUGGGGUCCAAACUUGGAUCUUUUCAUGGACAGGGUGGGUAACUUCCCAGAGCGUGUCGCUAACAUCUAUUUUAACUUUGCAGUUGUCGCAAAGGCCUUGUGGAAAAUUAGUCCUUACUUGCAUGAAGUAUCAAUUUGUACUUCUUACAACGAAGAUGUUAGAUCACGUAUUGACAACGUUGUCUCCAAACUUGAUAGCAGUAUUUUUAAUGAAGACUUAUUGUUCCAAGAUGAUAUAAGUUCCGUGAUGAAGCACGAUUUUAGAACACGUUUUAAAAACGUCACCAGGAUUAUGGACUGUGUGCACUGUGACAGAUGCAGAAUGUGGGGUAAAGUACAGACUACGGGUUAUGCUACCGGUUUGAAGAUUCUAUUCGAGCUUGACAACGAAGACGAAGAGAGUAGGAAGCAUAUUCUCGACAAAAUCACAAAGUAUGAGUUAAUAGCAUUGCUCAACACCUUUGACAGAGUUUCCAAGUCUGUCGAAUCCAUUGCGAACUUUGAACGUAUGUACAACGAACGUGCACGGGCUUCUUCUGGUAAGUUAGCAUCGUUCUUCCAGCUAAACAAUUUCUUCAAAAUACUCAGCAAGGCAAGGAAAGAUAUCAACGAUACUUUUGCUUCUGCCGAGGAAUCGGAGGAAGAUAUAGAAACCGUAACGAGCACGGUAACCAAGUUUGACGACCUUAUAAUGCCCGAAAAAAAGCAGAAGUCGCCCUCAAACAAACCAGAAGGUAGGUGGGAAUCAGCUUGGAAUACUGAAAUCGAUAACGUUAAGCAAGCCUUGAAUUUCAUCUGGCGCAGCUAUGUGGGCCUACCGGGCAAUUCAAUGAGGCUUCUAAUCGGGUAUUUUGGAAAAUGGUUUAAUAGAUUUAUUGGUGUUAAUGACUACGUUAAAGGUACAGACGACCCAGCAGACUACGCGGUUAGCAUUUAA